CAAAACUCUGCCUCAAAAAACCAAAAAGAAUUAUUACGUUUGUUAUAGAGAUUAAGAGUCAUUUUCCUCUUCCUGGUAUAGGAAAUGGAAAUUAUCAAAUGGAAGUUCCUUUAACCUUUACAGAGGGAGAUUUAUGUUCUGCUUAGAAAAAGGGAGAGCAGUGAACUAAUUGCCUUCAACUCAAAAAAUCCUUAUGUCAAAGGAUAUUUUGAAGUGUCAUACUCUUAUUUUUUUCAGAGAGAAAAGAAAGUUAGAAUAAGAUAUGAGGUUAGUAAUAUUAAUUUUUUUUAGGUGGACCAUAAAUUUGAUUGUAUACUUCUUAUAGGUCAGGGCAAAGAAGUAAAUCCAGCUGCAUCAAAUUAUUUUUAUAAUGAGGCAGCUUAUUAAGAAAUUAAUUGCCAGAUACCUAAAUGUGGAAAAAAUGUCAAUUUAAAGCUUUAUAAUGUUUCCACAAUCUGUUGUCUAGAUGAACUAUUUCAACCUCACAACAACUCUCUGAGGUAGGUGCUGUUCUUUUCUUCAUCUUACAGAAAAAAAACUGGCAUAGAGAGGUUAGACAAUUUCCCUGAGGUCAGUUAGUUAAUUAGUAGUAAAAAUGGGGUUUGAUCCCAGAUAAAAUAGUCUAUACUCUUAACCACUUUGUUACAUGGUAGGAGUUAACUGGAGAAGAGAAUGGGAAAGAUCAUUUCAGGCAGUAGGAACCCAUGUAACGACUAGUGGUUGUGGCUGAACAUUGUGAACGCAGUCUGGAAGACUUGCUUCGAGAAAGGAAACCUGUGAGCUGUUCAACCGUUUUGUGCAUAGCAUUUGAGGUUCUUCAGGGCUUGCAGUAUAUGAACAAACAUGGUAUAGUACACAGGGCAUUGUCUCCUCAUAAUAUCCUGUUGGACCGAAAGGGACACAUUAAAUUGGCUAAAUUUGGACUUUAUCACAUGACAGCUUAUGGUGAUGAUGUUGAUUUCCCAAUAGGAUAUCCCUCAUACUUGGCCCCUGAGGUAAUUGCACAGGGAAUUUUCAAAACCACUGAUCACAUGCCAAGUAAAAAACCAUUGCCUUCUGGCCCCAAAUCAGAUGUAUGGUCCCUUGGAAUCAUUUUAUUUGAGCUCUGUGUGGGAAGAAAAUUAUUUCAGAGCUUGGAUAUUUCCGAAAGACUAAAAUUUUUGCUUACUUUGGAUUGUGUAGAUGACACUUUAAUAGUUCUGGCUGAAGAGCAUGGUUGUCUGGACAUUAUAAAGGAGCUUCCUGAAACUGUGAUAGAUCUUUUGAAGAAAUGUCUCACCUUCCAUCCUUCUAAGAGGCUAACCCCAGAUGAAUUAAUGAAGGACAAAGUUUUCAGUGAGGUGUCACCUUUAUAUACCCACUUUACCAAACCUGCCAGUCUAUUUUCAUCUUCUCUGAGAUGUGCUGAUUUAACUCUGCCUGAGGAUAUCAGUCAGUUGUGUAAAGAUAUAAACAAUGAUUACCUGGCAGAAAGAUCUAUUGAAGAAGUUUAUUACCUUUGGUGUUUGGCUGGAGGUGACUUGGAGAAAGAGCUUGUCAACAAGGAAAUCAUUCGAUCCAAACCACCUAUCUGCACACUCCCCAAUUUUCUCUUUGAGGAUGGCGAAAGCUUUGGACACGGUCGAGAUAGAAGCUCACUUUUAGAUGAUACCACUGUGACAUUGUCAUUAUGCCAGCUAAGAAAUAGAUUGAAAGAUGUUGGUGGAGAAGCAUUUUACCCAUUACUUGAAGAUGACCAGUCUAAUUUACCUCAUUCAAACAGCAAUAAUGAGUUGUCUGCAGCUGCCACUCUCCCUUUAAUCAUCAGAGAGAAGGACACAGAGUACCAACUAAACAGAAUUAUUCUCUUUGACAGGCUGCUAAAGGCUUAUCCAUAUAAAAAAAACCAAAUCUGGAAAGAAGCAAGAGUUGACAUUCCUCCUCUUAUGAGAGGUUUAACCUGGGCUGCUCUUCUGGGAGUUGAGGGAGCUAUUCAUGCCAAGUACGAUGCAAUUGAUAAAGACACUCCAAUUCCUACAGAUAGACAAAUUGAAGUGGAUAUUCCUCGCUGUCAUCAGUACGAUGAACUGUUAUCAUCACCAGAAGGUCAUGCAAAAUUUCGGCGUGUAUUAAAAGCCUGGGUAGUGUCUCAUCCUGAUCUUGUGUAUUGGCAAGGUCUUGACUCACUUUGUGCUCCAUUCCUUUAUCUAAACUUCAAUAAUGAAGCCUUGGCUUAUGCGUGUAUGUCUGCUUUUAUUCCCAAAUACCUGUAUAACUUCUUCUUAAAAGACAACUCCCAUGUAAUACAAGAGUAUCUGACUGUCUUCUCUCAGAUGAUUGCAUUUCAUGAUCCAGAGCUGAGUAAUCAUCUCAAUGACAUUGGCUUCAUUCCAGAUACUUUAAACUGUCUUUGGUUUAAAGGUUGGAUUUUACCAGGGACUCACCCCAUCUACCUAGGGAUUUUUCUGCCUCCUCCUGCUAUCAAUAAUAGUGUGAAUAGUCUUCAGAGACAAUUGUUAAGUCAUAUGGGAUAGGAAGUAAUUCUUUGUGGGUUAGAAAUAUCCAGCACAUGGCAAAUGCUGAGCAUUCCUGACCCCCAGCCACUGAUUGCCAGUAGCAAUCCUCUAAUCAUUGUUACAAAAAAAAAAUCCCUCUACACUCAUUUCUGAAUAAUUAAUUUACAUAUACUUCUUAAUGCCCUCUAUCAUGGUUCUGUCAAUUGUUAAGAAUUUUAGAGCAAACAAAAAGAAACAGGGGAAACAUAUCUUAACCUGAAGAAGAGUCCCAUCUACGACUCUUUUCUUGUCACAGAGAGUGGGCAAAUUAAAAUUAUUUACAAAGCUAAAAUUUUAAUACAAAAAUUGUUUUUUGAAAUCUUUUUUUUUUAAAUUGAGCUGUUUCUCAAGUCUGUGGAUAAUAUAAAAAUCAUGAGGCCAUUUUUAAAUUCAAUUUUGUGAACAGAUUUAAUGUUUUAAUGUAGAGAUUGUUGACAGUGAGUACCUGUGGGAGGAGCAUGAUGAAAUGGAGGACUUUUAAAAACGUGUUUCUAACUAUUAACAUUUUUAGUUGCAUUUUAUUAGUUUAUGUAUAUAGCAUUUUAAAAAAAUUCUGAGUGAUCGUCUUUAAUGUUCUACCUUUAAAAUAAUUAUUGAGGUAAUGUUCUAUGCUUCUAACAACAGUACAGGCUAGAUUCAUCAAGGAGAAGAGUGGGUACUUUGAUAAUGAUUUACCAAACUGAGUUUCCAACUCAAGAACUAAACCUAUCAAAAUAAGCCCUCAUUAAUCUUUCAUCAUUGAAAUUCAGGCUUCCAUUGUAGUAGAGAUUGUGAUUUCUGGGUUUUUUCCAUUUGCUCGGGGUCACAGAGCUCUGAAUACUAAGCACUGCUAAAGCUUGAAUAGUUAGAAAUAUUGUACACUGAUGUGAUGCUUAGAUUAUACAAGUCAAGGUAGUUAUGUGAUUUACAUAUAAGUAGAGUGAAUAGUGUGAUUUGGUAAAAUUGGGGCCAGACUGAUAUUUAUCAUUUUUGUCUUGGUAUAUAUUUCUGCUUUUAAAAAUAUACUAGACUUCAUUUAAAAUGAGAACAGGAAAGUAUGAUUCAUUCUUAAGGGAAUUCUAUUCCUGACAUUCUGUGAAUAGUAUUCAGCUUGCAAAUUAUGAAGAGUUGUCAGGUAACCAUUAAGAGAAAAUGAUAAGGAGUGUAUCAGUACUGUGUGUGCCUUUUCAACCUAGCUAAAGAUAAAGCUAAAGAAUUCCUUGAUAUGCUGGUAAAGCCAUUGUCAUUUAACUGCAAUCUGAAAGGAUGCUUAUACUACUUAAAAGCUUAUCACAAUCAUUUUCAAAUUUUAUAUUCAGCCGAGUUUAAAGUAAUAGAAAAUAUGAAAAGACCACUCUGAAAUAUUUAUGUGUUUGUUCCUUUGUUUGUUCCCGACCUUCAUUAUGUUGUUACAUAAAGAAAGUUUAGAUCUUAGUCUAAAGAGAAUACGGACAAUGAGCUUUUCAGAUUUUAUCAAGAUAUGUAUAAUUACAGGAAAAGCUAGGAAUAUCCAUCUAUUUAGAGUAUCUCAUACUUAGAGUCCCACUAACCAGUUGUAGUCUCUCUGAACAGUCCUGGGAUGUGUCCUCUUGUCUGGUAGCUGCUGUGGUGUCCCCAACAUUAGUACAAACUCCAUUCUGCUGACAUUGGAUCCCUUAAGGCCCUUGAAUACAAAUAGCUUAUUAAAGUCUCUCUCGUAGUGAAGCUUAAUUACUUUUCAGAAAGUGCCCAGA
This is a messenger RNA of Cebus imitator (Panamanian white-faced capuchin), 4246 nucleotides long. Its product is annotated as TBC domain-containing protein kinase-like protein. The record is from RefSeq and is a predicted model, not a curated record. The transcript is spliced from 20 exons. Lineage: Eukaryota; Metazoa; Chordata; Mammalia; Primates; Cebidae. Gene Ontology annotation, biological process: protein phosphorylation. Gene Ontology annotation, molecular function: protein kinase activity; ATP binding. Bases 834 to 2513 code for a protein of 559 amino acids.